AUGAAUCUCUCCAAUAUCCGAGAUCACAUGUUAUCUCAACCUCCGUCAUUCAGGAAGAAGAAGGAGUAUCAGCUAGAAGAGCUACUGGGUAGAGGAGGAUUCGGAAAGGUCGUGAGAGCUACUUGGACACCUAGGGAAGGUGAGAAGAAGGAAGUUGCAUUGAAGAUAAUAUCCAAAAAGCUAGUGAAGGAUAAUGAACAAGCCGUAAUGGACGAAAUCAACGUAUUGAAAGGGUUGGAUCAUCCUAAUAUCGUACAUGUAUGGGACCAUUUCGAAUCGAGGGAUAAAUUCUACCUCACAUUCGAACUGGCAGUUGGAGGAGAGCUGUUCGAUAGGAUAUCUGAACGAGGUAAAUUCACAGAGAAAGACGCAUUGGAAUGUAUAAGACAAAUAUGCUCAGCAGCGCAAUAUCUCCAUUCCCAUCAGAUCGUCCAUCGUGAUCUCAAACCAGAGAACAUCCUAUACAAGACGAAAGACCCAAACUCUCAGAUCGUCAUUGCGGAUUUCGGUAUUGCCAAACACCUAGAAGAUCCUGAAGAGAUGUUGCAAGAUGCUGCGGGGAGUUUUGGAUAUGCUGCGCCGGAGGUGUUGACGGGGAGUGGACAUGGGACGAAAUGCGAUUGUUGGAGUAUAGGGGUCAUCGCGUAUACUAUACUAUGUGGAUAUUCACCUUUCAGAGAGACGGACAAAAACGCUUUACUUCGGGAGAUGACAAAAGGCCGGGUAGUGUUCCACGAGAGGUAUUGGAAGAAAGUCACGCCUACUGCCAAAGACUUCAUCAAGGCUUUAUUGGUUGUAGAUCCCAAAAAGAGGAUAUCAGCUACUGAGGCGUUGAAACAUCCUUGGAUGACGGAAGGAGCAGCAGCCGAGAAUGAUCUUACAGAUGCGGUCAUACCAGCUCUGAAUGCUAAGAUGAAAUGGAAGAAGGCAAUAAGGGCCGUUCAAGCUACCAACCGUCUCCGAGCAGGCUCGCGUUCAAACUCCCUCGCAACCUCUUCAUCCACUUCCACCACUAAUUCCACUUCGACAGAACAGCAGAAUCUCUCAGCAUCACCUACCACCCUGGUGCCCACCGUAGUCACGCCACUGUCAAUGACGGAGGAAGAACCGAUGUCUGAUUCGCACGAUUACUUUACGGCUGAUGAGGAGACGCAUCAUGAGGUGCAAACUCCCAAUAGCGCCAGGGAUGAUGCUCAACAUAUCAAGAUUGUCAAGAUGAACGAUGCUGGCGUGGAAGAAGAUGAAAGUGCGAAUACUGGCAAUAAAAUCGAAAAGAGGGAUUAUGGUAAUCCAUCCAUAAAUCUACAGAAGACUGAAGGAUUGAGUGUCGAACAAAAAGAGACAAGACCUGAAGCAUCGAGGAAGAGUUCGGUGGAAAAUGUAGUAGAGGGAGUUAAAGGGUUGAUGAAUAAAUUGAGACUGUAA
Kwoniella botswanensis is the source of this 1425-nucleotide messenger RNA. RefSeq lists its product as uncharacterized. Gene Ontology annotation, biological process: cellular response to oxidative stress; protein phosphorylation. Lineage: Eukaryota; Fungi; Basidiomycota; Tremellomycetes; Tremellales; Cryptococcaceae. The transcript has 8 exons. The record is from RefSeq and is a predicted model, not a curated record. Gene Ontology annotation, molecular function: calcium/calmodulin-dependent protein kinase activity; ATP binding. The coding region runs from base 1 to 1425 and encodes 474 amino acids.